AUGUCUAACGACCCCCCAUCUCCCGUAUCCUCACCACUUUCUUAUCUCGAGCUUGUCAAGAUAUGCGACAAUUUUCGCCUACCACCUAACUAUGGCUCUAUUGAUGUCUUUCAAAGGCCUUCCGAUACAGACUCUUUUGUCCCGUGGACACUAUCACAGUCUCUAGGAAGUCCUGCUGUUGGGCUCUUGAGGCUCGACGUAGUAAAUCUCCUUCGAAAGGAGAAACCUGGGACGUGGGUCAUUCCAGAACCCCAGGCCGGGCACCGUGUCAGCUUUGAUGCAUCAGUCAACACCCCGAGAAAGCGCAUUGCAGUGCUGAAAGAGCUCUGUGAGCGCUGGCGCGACACUGGUGUAUUCCCUGCAAGCAUCGGGCCCCGGAAAUGGCGGAACGAGAUGUACCCUGUGUAUCGGAAUCCUUUUGGAGUGCACGACUACUAUCCUGAGAAUGAUUCUGACGAGGGACUAGGAAACUACGCCUUUGAGAUGGAGCGCGCUGCAUGUGCUCUUUUUGGUGUCGUAACCUAUGGGAUACAUAUGACUAUCUAUCAAGGGAUAGCCAGCAGCCCACAAGUGAAAAUUUGGGUCCCAACGCGUGCGAAGACGAAACAGACGUGGCCGAGCUGGUUAGAUAACACUGUUGCUGGCGGGAUACCCAGUGGCAUGCCUGUCUUCGAGAGCCUCGUCAAGGAGUGCGAGGAGGAAGCCAGUAUGGAAGCAGACAUCGUGAGGGAUCAUGCGAGACCCGUCGGAACAAUCAGUUAUUUCUUCAGGAACAAAAUGCACUUCUUGCAACCAGAGGUCGAAUACAAUUACGAUCUCGAGGUACCACACGAUACUCCGUUCCAGCCCCGCCCAUCAGACGGUGAGGUGGAGUCUUUUGAUCUGCUAUCGUUGGAUGAAGUGAAAUUCAAGAUGCGGCAGGGAAUCUUCAAGCCCAAUUGCGCCGCCGUCCUCAUCGACUUCCUUGUCCGACACGGCCACUUGACACCCGAUGAUGAACCCGAUUAUAUGGAGAUCGUCACGAGAUUACAUGGGAGAUUUGAACAUGAAAGAUGGUGCCAACAGGUAUGCAUAUAG
Molecule: messenger RNA, 1077 nt
Organism: Suillus subaureus
Lineage: Eukaryota; Fungi; Basidiomycota; Agaricomycetes; Boletales; Suillaceae
Product: NUDIX hydrolase domain-like protein
Exons: 6
Coding region: 1-1077 (358 amino acids)
Molecular function (GO): 8-oxo-dGDP phosphatase activity
Source: RefSeq, a predicted model, not a curated record